ACGAAAUAACCAAAAGGUGGCAGUGUUGCGCAUUACACAGAUUGCGAGUUUGAUCGUCAACAGUCGAGGAAGACGGGAGACGCUCAUGAAUGAACGCACUUCGAAAAAUGAGACAACAUAAAGCGACGUUGAAGGUGUCCGGUUAGAGGGCGUCGGGUCCCGAGGGAGGAGACCGAAAGGCCUCGGCGGGCCAUGGAGCUGUCGGACGGCUUGCUGCUGCAGGUCAACAACGGCGAGCGCUGGUGCAACCGAUGGAAGCGACCCAACGACGACUCCGACCGCAGCACCAGCCCGUCAGUCCUGCGCUGCGUGGCCAGCACGUGGAAGGAGGGGCUGCUGAACAGGAAGAGGCCGUUCGUCGGCCGCUGCUGCCACUCCUGCACGCCGCAGAGCUGGGAGAAGCUGUUCAACCCCAGCAUCCCGUCGCUGGGCCUGCGUAACGUCAUCUACAUCAACGAGACCCACACCAGGCAGCGCGGCUGGUUGGCGCGGCAGCUGAGCUACGUGCUGUUCGUCAUGGAGCGGGACGUUCACAAGGACAUGUUCCCCCGGAACGUGGUGGAGAAGGUGCUCAACAGCCGCAGCGUGGAGAGCGCCAUCGCCAGCGUGGCCUCCGACUUGGACGCCGGCCACGACAAGUCCGUCACCAAAGUCAAGCAGAAAGCCCGACGCUUCCUCCAGCAGAUGGUGGCCAGCGUCUCGCCGGCCUUCAUCAGACUGACGGGCUGGGUCCUCCUCAGGCUCUUCAACGGUUUCUUCUGGAGCAUUCAGAUCCACAAGGGGCAGCUGGAAAUGGUCAAGAAAGCAGCGGCAGAGCACGACGCUCCCAUGGUCUUCCUGCCCGUGCACAAGUCCCACAUCGACUAUCUGCUCAUCACGCUGAUCCUCUUCUGUCACAACAUCAAAGCGCCGCACAUCGCCGCCGGCAACAACCUCAGCAUCCCCAUCCUCAGCACCCUGAUCCGUAAGCUGGGAGGAUUCUUCAUACGCCGGAAAAUGGAGGAGUCGGGGGAUGGCAAGAAAGACAUUUUGUACAGGACGCUCUUGUAUGCUUACACGGAGGAGCUGUUACGUCAGCAGCAGUUCCUGGAGGUCUACCUGGAAGGGACGCGGUCCCGCAGCGGCAAGCCGUCCCCGGCGCGCGCCGGCAUGCUGUCCAUCGUGGUGGACGCGUUGCGCGCGGGCUCCGUCGGCGACGUGCUGGUGGUGCCGGUCGGCAUCUCCUACGACCGCAUCAUCGAGGGCAACUACAACAGCGAGCAGCUGGGCAAGCCCAAGAAGAACGAGAGCUUGUGGGGGAUCGCGUGCGGCGUGUUCCGAAUGCUGAGGAAGAACUACGGCUGCGUCCGUGUGGACUUCAACCAGCCGUUUUCCUUAAAGGAGUACCUGGACAGCCAGAGAAGCCGCCACGUGGCGCCCCCGGUGUCCCUGGAGCACGCUUUGGUUCCCGCCAUCAUCGAUGCGCAGCCCGACGCUCAGCCGUUCGAGGGUCAGAACGACGACGACGACGAGGAGAGCAGAGAGCUUCCCGAAGACCUGUGCCGCCGCCAGCUCAUUAGCAACCUGGCCAAGCACGUUCUUUUCACGGCCAACAAGUCGUCCGCCAUCAUGUCCACGCACAUCGUGGCCUGUUUGCUGCUCUACCGACACCGACGGGGCGUGGCGCUGUCCAAGCUGGUGGAGGACUUCUUCAACAUGAAGGAGGAGGUGCUGUCGCGCGACUUCGACCUGGGCUUCUCGGGCAACUCUGAGGACGUGGUGAUGCGCGCGCUGCACCUGCUGGAGAACUGCAUCGCCGUCACCGGCGGCGCCAACCGCAACGGCGAGUUCACCAUCGCGCCCGGCCAGACGGUGCCGGCGCUCUUCGAGCUCAACUUCUACAGCAACGGCCUCUUCCACGUUUUCAUCGCCGACGCCAUCGUGGCCUGCAGCAUCCUGUCCCUGCGGCGAGAGCAGGAGGCGGAGUCGGAGGCGGAGUCCGCGCGACGACCCCCGAGCGCCCCGGCCGCCGACUUGCCGCUCAGUCAGGAGAAGGUCAUCCGCAAGGCCGCCGGCCUCUCGCACUUCCUGGUCAACGAAGUCGCCGUGGCCUCGCCCUGUCAGACCCUCUACCAGGUCUUCCACGAGGCCGUGACCCGCCUGAUCCAGUACGGGGUCCUCUACGUAGCGGAGGAGGACCAGGAGGAACUGAGCCCAAGUCCCACGGAAGAACCUUGGCCCAAAAGGUUCCCCGAGCCGCUCUCGUGGAGGAGCGACGAGGAGGACGAGGACAGCGACUUCGGAGAGGAGCAGCGAGAUCGCUACCUAAAGGUGAGCGCGUCGGCGGAGCACCAGGAGUUCUUCGUGUUCCUGCAGCGGCUCCUCGGCCCCGUGCUGGAGGCGUACAGCGGCGCCGCCAUCUUCGUGCACAGCCUGAGUCGGCCCGCCGCCGAGCCCGAGUACACGCAGCGGCUCUUCCGAUACCUGCUGACGCGCACACACAGGAAAAUUGCCGCUUACGGUGAAAGCGCAACUCACUACCUGGUGAAGAACACAGUGAAGACAUUCAAAGAUCUCGGGGUCCUCAAGGAGCGACGAGAGAACGGCGUGAGCACGCUGGAGCUGAGCGCCACCUUUCUACCUCAGACCAACCGCAACAAACUGCUGCAGUACAUUUCAGGCUUCACCCUGCUGUGACCCCGAAAUCGAACCUGUAACCCCCCCGCCCACCACGCCCAGGUCGCUUCAGGCUCCCUUUCCCGACAUAAAGGGCUUCUUACUGGUUACUAUGACGAAUAACGAUUCCAGGUGCUACCAGGAAGUGCCUUCUUGUCAAAAAAACAAACAAACAAACAAAAAAAGACCCUCUCCUUUCACCGUAGCGUUACAUAUCCAUAACUUUGUAUUAUUAUCAAUUGACGGGAAGCGAGCGAGCCAUGGAGCACCGCAAACAAGAGCGCUGUUGUUUAUUCUUACUACGUACACAUCAGAUUGCAGCUGUGAAGACAAAUAAUACUGAUUUUUGUUUUGUUUUUUUAAAGACAUACUUCCACACAACAGGUCUAAAAAAUUAGAUUUUUUUUCCCAGCUUUGCUUAUUAAGAAAAAAUUGUAGGAAAAUGCUGUAAAAGUGCAGGAGGUGUGCGUGGCAGGUCCUAGCAGAGGAGUUUUACCGUAAUUCCCGGCCUACGGAGCGCACCUGGUUGCAAACUUCAUCGAGUACAUUUGUAAAGGAAAUACCAUUUGGUACGUACAUACAUACUCCGCACCCGUGUACAAGCCGCAGGUGCCCACGUUGAAAAUAUUUACAAAGAAAGAUGGUACAGAGAAAGAGUUUUACGCUAGCGCUAACGCCGCACUACUGCUAGCGGGGCCGGUGUGACGGUCUGAGCGCUCCCCCGUGCUGAAAAGUCCCCUAGUGAUUAAUGCGCAUGCGUUACUAAACGGGGAACUCUGGGUACGUAGCAGACGCUUACUGGGAAAUCACCCGGUCUCAUAGUUCCCCUUCUUCUACGAAAAGGGAGCUAGCAUACGUUAUAACUUUAACCUAACCUUCAAACAAAAGUUGAUCAAAAGAUAUACACAUAUGCAUUCUUACCUUUUCCGGCCGAGCGCCCCCUUGCGGCCGUUAGAAAAAGAAAUGCACAAAUUAGCCGCAUCGCAGCAUAAACGGCAGUGUGAAAAAAGUCGCGGCUUGUAGGCCGGAACUUACAGUAAAUACUUCUUCUCAAACGUCGAUGGUUAUUUCAUCUUUCAUCAUAACUGCAUGCGCUAUUGCAGAUUUACGAAUGAAAGUGAUGUAUGGAAGGAUGGCAGCAUGUCAAAGGAUUAAAAAAAAAAAAAAAGAAAGAAAAAACUUGUAUGUGAACGAAUUGGAAUGAGGCUUGCUGACAUUUUGUGAAUUUCAAGCCUCUGCGUGUACUGUGCUGUACUGCAUGUUUGCGCUCAUGGACACUUUACUGUAGAAUCGGUGUUGUAUUUAUUUAACGGUCCCAAUUGUGUGAAUUAUGCCGAGGAGAGCGAGUACCGCUGAAUGUACGGCGGCGUCGCGAUUGUCGUAAAACUCGAUCGGGCGUAAAAAAUUAAUAUAUAGCAUAUGGUACGGAAUGUGAGAGAAUGAACAAAUGUGCACAUAGCUGUGUAGGGUUAAAAAUGCCUGUAUCAUGGGAGCAGGUGCCUUUUUUUAAAAAAAAAAAACAAACACUGUGUUAGUCUUUUAUCUGUAUUUUUAUGCAUGUUAACAUUUCAGAAUCAUAAAGAAAAAUACUAAUAAGACAAAGAGAAUCACCAGCGUCUCCUAAUUUUUUUUUUUUUGUUUUCUUUCUCAGAGCAAAGCACAAAUGUCAUUGUUAGGUUUGUAAAUAAAGUAAUGAUAGAUGUUUGACAGGGGGCAGGGGGGGGGGGUCUUGAUUCGUUUCUUGCGCUGCUAAAUGACGAUUUGACGCGAUGACGGAAAAUUGGUGUGUUCUGUUAUUUCGGACUUUGUGAAAUCAGACAAGUUCCAGUCCCAAAUGUGCAUGCGUGGCUAGUCGCUCUCUUUGUGGCUGGAUUUUUUUGUCAAUAUUCUUGGUUUUGUUUUAAGAGACUGGGACUGGCAUUCUAACUUGACAGAGUAGUCGUGUCUUGUAAAUAUCAUUCUCGGGAGGGUAUUGAAACACUUGCAAACGUCCGAUCUUUUAGUCUUUUCUACUAUACAACCAGUUUCUUGUGUUCAAUAAACAUGGAUGGCUGUUGAGUGUA
This is a messenger RNA of Syngnathoides biaculeatus (alligator pipefish), 4718 nucleotides long. It is a transcript of the gene gpam, whose product is annotated as glycerol-3-phosphate acyltransferase, mitochondrial. NCBI's taxonomy places the organism in Eukaryota, Metazoa, Chordata, Actinopteri, Syngnathiformes, Syngnathidae. The transcript is spliced from 22 exons. Gene Ontology annotation, biological process: phospholipid biosynthetic process. Bases 193 to 2676 code for a protein of 827 amino acids. Gene Ontology annotation, cellular component: plasma membrane; mitochondrial membrane. Gene Ontology annotation, molecular function: glycerol-3-phosphate O-acyltransferase activity. The record is from RefSeq and is a predicted model, not a curated record.